This is a messenger RNA of Didymodactylos carnosus, 834 nucleotides long. The record is from the annotation of a GenBank genome assembly. Lineage: Eukaryota; Metazoa; Rotifera; Eurotatoria; Philodinida; Philodinidae.
AUGAAUUGUAUUGUUGUUUUGUUAAACUUUUUGAAGAUGUCUACUGACGAAUUUGCUGAGAUAAAAGCUUCAUUCUAUAUUGACGAACCACCAAUCACUGGUGAUAUUGAAACUUUCUUCGCCAACUAUGCUUCCAUACCAACUUUAGCACUGCGUGAUCAUUUGAUCGCGAUACGCGAACGUGCUUGGCAAAGUUGCAAUUAUCCGUGUCUUGGCCGCUGGCGAUUUCUUCGUUCUUCGAUCAAACAAAGUCCCAUUUAUGCAGAGAUUCUUGAAAAAUGCAAACAGGAAGGUGCUACAGUGAUUGAUUUUGGAUGUUGUCUUGGUCAAGAUGUACGUCAACUUGUUUACGAUGGAGUACCAAUCGAUCAAAUCCGUGGCUACGAUUUAGAACCUUUUUUCAUCGAGCAAGGUUAUGAAUUAUUUCGUGAUGGUGAAGUGAUGAAAGAAAAGAAGAUAUUUGCGCCAGGUGACAUUUUUGACAAUCAGUUUUUGAACGAAAUAGAGCCUGCUUACUAUCUUUAUGUUGGCUCAUUUAUUCAUCUUUUUGAUGCUGAGACUCAACGAGAUGUAUGUCGACGACUCACUAAGCUAGCAAAACGAGUUAUCGCUGGUCGGCAAUCGGGUGCGUCGAUAGCACGAGAACACCCAAAGUUGACGAGUCUUACAGGCGGUAAAGCGAUACAACACUCUCCAGAAAGCUUUACGCGUAUGUGGGAUGAUGUUACCGACGGCGAAUGGCAAGUGGAAAGCGCUACUUUGGAGACGAUAGAAGACGUAAAAGGUUCUGAUAAAGGACUCAUUUUUGUAGUAAGAAAACAAGAAAGACAGUGA